AUGUGCGCCUGGAGCUCAGCGGCAGAGAGGCGCGAGGACAGAACGACGAAGCUCUUGGCGCACCGAUUCGUUCCCAUACCGCAUCUUUUGCCUUUUUUACAGCCUGCGCGUACGCGGCGCCGAAUUUCGCCCAAGUCUACUACUACUACUACUACUACUACUACUACUACUACUACUACUACUACUACUACUACUACUAACUACUACUACUACUACUACUACUACUACUACUACUUACUACUACUACUACUACUAUACUACUACUACUACUACUACUACUACUUACUACUACUACUACUACUACUACUACUUACUACUACUACUACUACUACUACUACUACUACUUACUACUACUACUACUACUACUACUACUACUACUACUACUACUACUACUACUACUACUACUACUACUACUACUACUACUACUACUACUACUACUACUACUACUACUACUACUACUACUACUACUACUACUACUACUACUACUACUACUACUACUACUACUACUACUACUACUACUACUACUACUACUACUACUACUACUACUACUACUACUACUACUACUACUACUACUACUACUACUACUACUACUACUACUACUACUACUACUACUACUACUACUACUACUACUACUACUACUACUACUACUACUACUACUACUACUACUACUACUACUACUACUACUACUACUACUACUACUACUACUACUACUACUACUACUACUACUACUACUACUACUACUACUACUACUACUACUACUACUACUACUACUACUACUACUACUACUACUACUACUACUACUACUACUACUACUACUACUACUACUACUACUACUACUACUACUACUACUACUACUACUACUACUACUACUACUACUACUACUACUACUACUACUACUACUACUACUACUACUACUACUACUACUACUACUACUACUACUACUACUACUACUACUACUACUACUACUACUACUACUACUACUACUACUACUACUACUACUACUACUACUACUACUACUACUACUACUACUACUACUACUACUACUACUACUACUACUACUACUACUACUACUACUACUACUACUACUACUACUACUACUACUACUACUACUACUACUACUACUACUACUACUACUACUACUACUACUACGUUGUUCACAGCGGCGCACACCAGAGAGUUAUACUUGCGCAUUCAGGGUAA
Molecule: messenger RNA, 1200 nt
Organism: Besnoitia besnoiti
Lineage: Eukaryota; Apicomplexa; Conoidasida; Eucoccidiorida; Sarcocystidae
Exons: 2
Coding region: 1-1200 (399 amino acids)
Source: RefSeq, a predicted model, not a curated record